Molecule: messenger RNA, 741 nt
Organism: Fonsecaea multimorphosa CBS 102226
Lineage: Eukaryota; Fungi; Ascomycota; Eurotiomycetes; Chaetothyriales; Herpotrichiellaceae
Exons: 5
Coding region: 1-741 (246 amino acids)
Cellular component (GO): plasma membrane
Molecular function (GO): acetate transmembrane transporter activity
Source: RefSeq, a predicted model, not a curated record
AUGGCUUCAUACGACUCGGCAGACCAGCUCGAAAAGUCUGUUGCCGCUCACGAAGAAGGAGCGCGGGUGGAACGCGUGCGCACCAAGGGCGGCCAUGAAGACGACAGAACUCAGCCAUCUCUCCCCGUCGUGCACCGGUCAUUCGCCAAUCCAGCGCCCUUGGGAUUGCUCUCUUUCGCAACGGGAAUAUUCUUGAUAUCUGCCUACGGUGUCCAUGUCCGAAACAUCUACACCCCCAAUGUCCUCGUCGGCAUGAUAAUCUUUUUCGGAGGGGUUUGCCAGUACAUAGCGGGCAUCAUGGAGUUUAUCUCUGGGAACACGUUUGGCGCCACCGUCUUCUCAUCCUAUGGCGCGUUCAACCUGUCCUAUGCGAUGAUCUACCUCCCCGGGAGCGGGAUUAUUGCAGCCUACACCGACAAGACAACAGGCCAGGUCAGUCCCGAGUUCAACCAGGCUGUGGCGAUGUUUCUGUGGGCAUGGUUCAUCCUCACGGUGAUAUACACUGCCGCCGCCUGCCGAGCCUCAUGGGUUCUGUUUCUCGACCUGGCCUUCCUGGAUCUCGACCUCCUGCUGCUGGCUUGCGGCUACAUGUUCAACCGCAACUCGCUGCUCAUCGCCGGCAACUCGGUCGGCUUCGUGGUGGCAUUUUUGACCUACUGGGCUGGAGUUGCGGGACUCUACGCGGGAGGCGUUACGCCUUUCAACAUUCCGACCUUCCCAAUGUACAAGGAGAAGAAGUGA